AUGAUGCUGCUCGGCAUGGGCUGGCAUAAGCCUGACAACUUUGCCGGGUCGUCGAGUUGGGCUAUCACGAUUGGCUUGUUUGUUGCGUCGGGCGGGUUGUUGUUUGGCUAUGAUCUGGGCGUCAUCAAUGGCAUCCUCGCCAUGGCCGUCUUCAAAGACCACUUCAGCACCAAUCAAUCCUGCAAAGACGACCAAGGCCACAUCGAUCUCUGCCCCGAAGACUCAUCUCUCAUCGUCGCCAUUCUCAGUGGUGGAGCAGUCAUCGGCGCUUUAGUCGCAGCUCCAUCUGGCGACAGCAUCGGGCGGCGGAAGACAUUGCUCGCAGCUGUCACCACAUUUUGCAUUGGAGCCAUCUUUCAAAUAUGUGCUCGAGCAACACCAAUGUUAUUAGUCGGGAGGUUACUUGCUGGCGUUGCAGUCGGAGCUAUUUCCGUUCUCGUCCCUCUCUAUCAGUCCGAGACUGCGCCGAAAUGGAUACGCGGGACCAUCAUAUGCAUGUAUCAAUUCUCCAUCACGGUGGGGAUAUUAACUGCGACUACUAUUAACGUCGGCACAUCCAAUAUCGACAGCGGUGCCGCAUACCGAAUACCACUUGGCAUCCAGCUCGUUCCCGGCCUCAUCCUCGCCUGCGGUAUUGUCUAUCUCCCCGAGACUCCCCGCUUUCUCGUUAAGAAAGGGCGUUUACUAGAAGCAGAAGUAUCUCUAAGUCGUUUUCGCAGACUGGAUAAGACGCAUCCCGCUCUGGUGGAUGAGCUUCAAGAGAUUAUUGCGAAUCAUCAGUAUGAACUAACCCUCGGUCUCGAUACAUACAAAGCCCUCUUCGCGAGAAACUCCUCCCUUGGCCGUCGGACCAUGACUGGCUGUGGGCUACAGAUGCUGCAACAAUUAACUGGUAUCAACUUCGUCAUGUAUUACGGAACCACAUUCUUCAGCAAUGCCGGGGUCAACAAGCCCUUUCUUACCAACCUAGCCAUGAUCAUCAUCAACUGCGUUUGCACAGUGCCUGGUCUCAUUGUAAUUGAAUCAUGGGGAAGGCGAAAGCUCCUCAUGGCUGGCGCUCUGGGCAUGGGCAUUUCUCAGUUGCUGAUAGCAGCUGUGUACUCGGCAACCCAGGACAAGAUGGAAAAGUCUCAUGGAGGGGCCGCUAACAUGGUCCUUGUCGUCUUUUGUGCUCUCAACAUCUUCCCGCUCAAAGUACGCGCAAAGGCCAUGUCUGUAUCAACAACAGCAAACUGGCUCUUGAACUUUGGAGUAGCCUACGCGCCACCAUACAUCCUCGGCAGAGGCGCAAACGCAUUCGGACUCAAGAUCUUCUUUAUCUGGGGGUCGUGCUGUCUCCUUUCCAUUGCUUUUGUAUGGUUGAUGGUAUACGAAACUAGCAAAAUGACCCUGGAGCAGAUUGACGAGAUGUAUGAGAGAGUGAGGCAUGCCUGGGAGAGUCCGGGAUUCAACCCGACAUGGAGCUUUCAACAGAUGCAGAAUGCGGGAUGGGCAGCGAAUGAGCAGCCCGAGCAACAGGCUGGCGAUGGACAUUCGGCAUCGAACGUCAACUCGACAGACGACGAGAGUCAUGAAACGGCACCGAUAAGGCCGGAUAAUUCACACGGAUCCACGACUCCAAUGGUGAAUUUGGAUUUUAGUUACUAA
Fusarium fujikuroi IMI 58289 is the source of this 1647-nucleotide messenger RNA. RefSeq names its product probable RCO3 glucose transporter. Gene Ontology annotation, molecular function: carbohydrate:proton symporter activity. The transcript is spliced from 4 exons. Gene Ontology annotation, biological process: transmembrane transport; carbohydrate transport. Bases 1 to 1647 code for a protein of 548 amino acids. NCBI's taxonomy places the organism in Eukaryota, Fungi, Ascomycota, Sordariomycetes, Hypocreales, Nectriaceae. The record is from RefSeq and is a predicted model, not a curated record. Gene Ontology annotation, cellular component: membrane.